Molecule: messenger RNA, 2804 nt
Organism: Megalops cyprinoides (Indo-Pacific tarpon)
Lineage: Eukaryota; Metazoa; Chordata; Actinopteri; Elopiformes; Megalopidae
Gene: nkain4
Product: sodium/potassium transporting ATPase interacting 4
Exons: 7
Coding region: 310-936 (208 amino acids)
Biological process (GO): regulation of sodium ion transport
Source: RefSeq, a predicted model, not a curated record
UCCCGACACACACGCCUCAAACAACUUCGAAGCAACACAGCUGAGCUGCCACGCUCCCUCUUUCCCAGUCUUCGCUGAAUUAGUAAACGUUUAUUAUUAUUAUUAUUUUUUCCUUCUGGGAACAGCAUGGGAAACCAGUGCGCGGAUCUGAUAACUGCGACCAGAGCCUGAGACGCCCGUGUUCUUCAAUAUCACUAUUAUGUUAGAAAGGGCUCAAUGAUAUUGCUUUCCGAAUUGAGUAGCUAGCCGUGUUGGAUCGUAGUAUCUGCCGUACCUCUGUUUCUCGCCUCGCGCUUGUUAGCCGCUACAAUGGGGUGCUGCAGCGGACGUUGCACGUUGAUUUUCCUUUGCAUUUUCCAGCUGAUGGUGGCACUAGAGAGGCAGGUGUUUGACUUCCUGGGAUACCAGUGGGCACCCAUUCUGGCCAACUUCUUGCACAUCAUCAUCGUCAUCCUGGGCCUCUUCGGCACUAUCCAGUACAGGCCGCGCUACAUUGUGGUGUAUGCUGUCUGGACAGCGCUCUGGGUGGCAUGGAAUGUCUUCAUUAUCUGUUUCUACCUGGAAGUAGGAGGUCUCUCCAAGGAGAGCGACCUGCUGACCUUCAACAUCUCUGCGCACCACUCAUGGUGGAGCGAGCACGGGCCGGGGUGCGUGCGGAGGGAGAUGCCCGCCACGGGCAUGCGCAGCCUGGAUAGCCAGUCCUACAUUUCCGUCAUGGGCUGCCUGCUGGAGUACCAGUACAUCGAGGUCCUGCACAGCGCCUUCCAGAUCCUCAUCGCUCUCCUGGGCUUCGUGUACGCCUGCUACGUGGUCAGCGCCUUCACCGAAGAGGAAGACAGCUUUGAUUUUAUUGGUGGAUUUGAUCCAUUCCCCCUCUACCAUGUCAAUGAGAAACCAUCUCACCUCCUCUUAAAGCCCAUGUACCUGUCUACGUAAAUAAAGCCUGCCGAUGUGGGAAGGAGGUCUCUGAAGAGCAGGAGGGCGGAGACCGAGAUGAGUGGGAACCGGAGAGAGAGGCCGCGAAAGACAACGUUACUGUAAACGUCUCUGCGAAACGUUCCGCUGCUUAUUUUUCUUUUCGUUUUCAAACCCUGCCUGUGCACUGCUAAGGUAUUACAGCACUUCCAAGCUAUGUCCAGUUGUUUUGGGGGUAUGACUUUAAUUCGGGGGGGAGAAACGCAGUGAAGCUUCAGAAUUGUUGGACGCACAGCCGUAACUGAACUUUUGAACUACUUUAAGCUGCAUAACAAAACAGUCUGGUCAAUAACAAUGUCAUGCCUGGGGCACCGAUUUCAUUGUCUCUGUGUCCGUUUGCCAGAGCUGGGAAUGUACUGUAUGUAGUGGACAUUAGCCCAGCUGACAUCCACACUAAGUUCCUUGUUUGUCUUUGUGUUUAUUUCCCUGAUAACCAUGGAAUGGGGUAUACAGUAGUGUGUCGUUUACGUCAGACCCAGGAUACAUACAUACACUGGCCCAGCAGAGAAAGGAAGGAAACCAACACACAGUCAAAAACAAAGGCGUGAAACUGAAAGGAAACAAGAAAAUUAAACAAACAAAAAAGGUUUCAACUGGGCCUCAAAAGCAGCCAGCUGGGUCCAUUGUUGGGAGAGGCUUCAAAUUCAUAAGAAUAUAAAAUAUGACAUAAAAGCAAAGACACUUGAGUCUUGCUCUUCUUCACAUAGUCUUAAACGUGAUGAGUUUUUUCAGAAGUAAUAUUUUCAUUUCGAAAAAGAAAAAUGGUAGCAUUUGACUGUAGAGUUAAUAGGCUUUUUGUGGACCUGCUGGAAGAUUAAUUAAGGGAUGCCGGGUGAUACGUGGGGAAUAGGCAGUCAUACACUGGACCAAUAAAUGCAGCCUCACUUUCUAGCAAUCUUUUACUCCAUUUUUUGCAAGGGGGGCUUGAGGGGGGGGGGGUCUUUUAUUGUGGUUAAGCAAAUGUGAUAAAUACUUACAGAGGGUGUUAAGUUGCAUUGCUGAUUUACAGCUCAGUGCAGCAUACGCACUAGUACUCAGGUCACCCGCCCACCAUGAGGUCACAAGAGCACCGGACUCUUAUAACGUGUCACAGUGGGUGAGAAAGAAUAGCAAGGUGUGCGUGAGCCACACAUAAAAUCGGAUGGGGAGCAACCCGUGCUCAACAUCUUCUACAGUCUGUAGGUCUCACAUUCAGCCCUGGUCACUGCAUUACUUCAUCAUGGUCAUUUUAGGGCAGGUGUUUCUUAGUAUUAUAACAGCUAAUGUACUGUAUAUAUUCUCUGUUAGUUGUCUCUGGAGCCUAGCAGGGCGGACGGCAUUUAGAGGACCGAACAACCAGUGAUCCCUUCGAGUAAACACUGAGCUGGAGAAAUAUGCUGGAUGGCUGGUAUAUCCAAUUCUCAGUAUGCAGUGCUGAUCUAAGGUAUAUAACGCUCAACUCGCAUCAAGAGCCGUGUUUUUAAUGACUGUUGAGGAGGUGACGUUCCGCUCAGUCCCCAUGGCAUCAUUGUCAUGAUUCAAUGCUGCCCUCUAGUGUUAAUUGUGAACAAAAAUUCCCUGGGUACUGAAAAUAUCAUUUAGUUCCCAUCAAAAUAAAGAUAGUGCAGUUAUAUUUUGCAGUUUUCUGGCAAGACUUAGAAUUUGAAACCAAAAUAACAAAAAAUCAAAAAAGAUAAACUAUGCAUAAAUUGUAACAUCUGUGCUGUGACCGCUAGUGUCAGUGUCUCCUCUGUUGAACCCUGUCAUUCUGCAUGUGUUUUUUACAUUUCUUUCCUACUGUAUCAUGUCACAGCUUGUUCAUUGUUGUAAAAAUACAGUUUGUGUUACCA